Messenger RNA from Malaya genurostris, 1543 nucleotides. RefSeq names its product probable transmembrane reductase CYB561D1. The transcript has 3 exons. Bases 534 to 1421 code for a protein of 295 amino acids. The record is from RefSeq and is a predicted model, not a curated record. Gene Ontology annotation, molecular function: transmembrane monodehydroascorbate reductase activity. NCBI's taxonomy places the organism in Eukaryota, Metazoa, Arthropoda, Insecta, Diptera, Culicidae.
UAUCACCCUAUAUUUUGAUAAGCUGAAUGAAUUUUGCGUAAAGACAACGCCAAAUUUUACUAUUCCACCAGCGCUCACACGUACUGAAUAAUCUACGCUUGUAAGAACGUGUAAUAAAAUCACAGAUAAACAGACAUAGCACACACAAAAUCAUUCGUCGCUCUCAUAAAAACGAAAAUUCACUAGUAUGCAGAAACCAUAUUAGCAGGCCUUAUAUAUUGGUUGCAGAUCUAUGUGAGCAAUUCGAAAUUGCAAGCAAAACAAGAGUUGAUUCUGAUAAAAUAUAUGUGCAUGUUUAACCAAGUGGAGCUGCAAAGUUCAUUUGUAAUUUCGCUAGAUUAAAUUCGAUUUAGACAAAACGUGUUAGUAUCAUAAAUUAAAUGAUUCUGUCUUAAAUAACAUGUCUGUAUCUGUGGCACAAUGAUAAGAUAACAUGCACAGUUUCUCUAUUACUUUUCACUUCAGUUUUAUUCUGUUCAAGCAGCUGUGGUAUACUUGAACUGGUUCCUUAUAAAAGUGUUAAAUUAACGAAAAUGCUCCAUAACGAUAAACAAUCGAAGGCCAUUUUGAAUAAAAGUACAAAGGAUUAUGGAUCCUUUGGCCAGUAUUCCGAUAGUGGAGCACAUUCCAAUCAAACUGCUAUCAGUGAGGAAAUGGAUCAAGUGGAAGGUGAUGAGAUAACCUCUGCAUCCCAAAGUGUUGGAGGAAGACCGGAUACGCUGGUGCAACAAUCGCGAAACGCGAGAGCGCAACAACCAGUAAGAAUGAUAAGUAAUAAACUCAUCAUGUUGAAUGUGCUGGCCAAUUUCCUGAUGUUUGCAAUAACCGGUUUUAUUACCUACCAUUGUUUCAAUAAAGCAACUGUGUUAUUCUCAUGGCAUCCUACUUUCAUGUGUAUUGGGUAUUUUAUACUCAUGUCACAGGCCAUACUUACGCUUUCCGGUGCCAAUCUCUUGACCUACAAGCGCCACUACAAGACCCGAAUCUACGUUCACUGGAUUUUACAGACGGUGGCUGUUGUUCUUAUAACCAUUGCCUUUGUUUGUAUAUUUCUUAAUAAAGUACGCAUGAACAAAGCUCAUUUUCAAACCACACACGCUAUAUUUGGCAUAAUAACGAUCAUUUUGUCUUCGAUUUCAAUUUGUGGUGGUGUUUUCUCCAAGUACGGAUUCCAACUAAGACAGCUAGUGAGGCCAAUUUACUCUAAAAUAGGACACGCGAUUGUGGGUACUGUGACGUACGUAUUGAGUACUACGACAAUAGCACUCGGAAUCUACUCCAAAUGGUUUCAGGAGGAUAACAAUGGUCAGGUCCGAAUGGCCUUGCUAGUAGGAAUCAUAGCUGUGGCACUGUAUGUGAUAAUCAACCCUAUAGCUGCAACAAUUAGUAGAGUGAAAUCUGCUAUCAGAACUACUUUAUGAAUGAUAUAUUAUUUAUAAAUCUUUAUCACGUUGCUGGAUCAGACACCUUUGUGAAGCAUUGUUCACAAUCAAAAAUAAGUAUUUUUUUACAAUAUUAAAAAUAUGUUUUCUAUUUCUGUUUA